Messenger RNA from Annulohypoxylon truncatum, 2760 nucleotides. Its product is annotated as long-chain-fatty-acid-CoA ligase. Lineage: Eukaryota; Fungi; Ascomycota; Sordariomycetes; Xylariales; Hypoxylaceae. Gene Ontology annotation, cellular component: endoplasmic reticulum; lipid droplet; plasma membrane. Gene Ontology annotation, biological process: long-chain fatty acid metabolic process; long-chain fatty-acyl-CoA metabolic process. The coding region runs from base 397 to 2490 and encodes 697 amino acids. The record is from RefSeq and is a predicted model, not a curated record. The transcript is spliced from 3 exons. Gene Ontology annotation, molecular function: long-chain fatty acid-CoA ligase activity.
CCAUAAUAUCCAUAAUAUUAUCUCCUUUCCAACUUCUAGUUCCAGUUACGCCGAGAAAUCUCAUCUGGAUACGCACGUACUAACCUAAAUAUAUUCUUCUAAAAGGAUUACACGUUCAUUAUUAUCUUGGUAUUCAACUAGACCCCGGUCUUCAGUUGCCGGGUUAGCUUUGAUAGGCGACUAGAGUGCCUUAGGUUGCCCCGCUGACGUCUGUAGCCUCGAUAAAUCCCAACUUUAAAAUAUCCAUAUCCGCCAUAUCUAGCUCAAGCUUUGAACGUUGGAGCUCACUUUCUGUCAGCUUCCUACAUACUCUCUUCCCAGCCAACAUCAACGCCAUACAUCCCUGUGCCUCACGCUUGACAUCACAUCCCUCCCCAACCAUAAUUAAACGUAAUUAUGGCUCUCGCAACUCAAUUCGAAGGCGUGCUUCCGCUGCACAUGGUUCAGAAGCCGCCGUUUAUGAUCGAAUCGCCAGGGGCUGAAGAGGUCGAGGGAGAGACGAAACCGCACAGGCACAUAAAGGCCAAGGAUGGCCUUCUCACCCGCCCUGCAUCCCACAUCGCCACUACAUACGAUAUUCUCAUCGAGAGCGCAAAUAAGCAUGGAGAUAAACACGCGAUAGGUUCUCGCAAACUAAUUAAAACUCACACCGAGACGAAGAAGGUGCCGAAGAUCGUCGAUGGCGUCAAGAAGGAAGUUGAGAAGCAAUGGACUUACUUCGAGUUAUCUCCAUACUCCUUCCUCACUUAUAGCGAGUAUAAGACUCGGGCUCUACGCGUAGGUGCUGCUUUACGGAAAUUGGGUCUGGAGCCAGGCGAUGUGUUGCACAUUUUCGCAACCACAAGCGCGAAUUGGCUAUGCAUGGCUCACGGCUGCUCCUCGCAAUCCAUCACAAUCGCGACAGCUUACGACACUCUCGGCUCGGACGCUGUCGAGUACUCCCUCACCCAGACGAAUGCGAAGGCAAUGUACACCGAUCCUCACCUCCUGAAAACCGCCAGUCGCCCAUUGAAGAACGCGAAGGAUGUCAAAUUCCUGAUCUACAACGACACAUCCAAUAUCCCAAUCUCCGACAAGGAAUUGGAGGACUUCAAGAGCGCAAACUCCCACCUUACCAUAUACUCCUUCACCGACCUUGUCGCUCUCGGUGAGGAAAACCCCAUAGAUCCAGUACCGCCGAAAGCUUCCGACAUGUGCUGUAUCAUGUACACUUCUGGCUCGUCUGGGACGCCGAAGGGCGUGCCUAUCACCCACGAAGGCAUUGUUGCCGGUAUCACCGGCCUGUACACCGUUAUUGAGGAGACGGUCUCUCACCGCGAUACGAUCCUGGCUUACCUUCCUCUUGCUCACAUUCUGGAGAUGGCUGUAGAGAAUCUGGUCAUGUACAUCGGAGGCACAUUAGGCUACGGAUCUCCACGCACGCUAGCCGAUUCCUCAACCCGCAACUGCGCUGGUGACAUGCGCGAGCUUGCACCAACUGUCAUGGUUGGCGUCCCCCAGAUAUGGGAGACCAUUAGGAAGGGUAUAGAAUCGAAGGUCAGCAACGGCGGCAUGUUGCUGAGAAACGUUUUCUGGGGUGCCUUCGGCCUAAAGUCCAUGCUCACAUCGGCCGGCUUGCCUGGCGGAGGAUUAAUCGAUGCUCUAAUAUUCAAGCAGGUUCGUAACAUGACAGGUGGAAGAGUUAGGUUCCUGUUCAACGGCGCAAGCGGUAUUUCCGAUGGCACGAGACGAUUCGUAAGUUUGGUGCUCGCGCCCAUGAUCACGGGUUACGGUCUCACUGAGACAUGCGCCAACGGUGCCCUGGGCUGCCCCUUGCAGUGGACGCCGAAUGCUAUUGGUCCCGUGCCGGCUUCGUUAGAAAUCAAGCUUGUCAGUUUGCCAGAUCUAGGGUACGACGCGAAGAGCACACCGCCACAAGGCGAGAUCCUGCUCCGCGGUUUGCCUGUAUGCAAGGAGUACUUCAAGAACCCCGAGGAGACGGAAAAGGCGUUCACGCCGGACGGCUGGUUCCGGACGGGCGACAUCGGCGAAUUCGAUUCCGUUGGACACAUCAAGAUCAUCGAUCGCGUCAAGAAUCUGGUCAAAAUGCAGGGAGGCGAGUACAUCGCACUUGAGAAGCUCGAGGCCGUGUACCGCGGCAGCGAGUACGUCCACAACAUCAUGAUCUACGGUGACAGCGAUCACCCCCGCGCUAUUGCAGUUGUAAGCCCCAACGAGAAGCCACUGAAUGAGUUGGCAAAGAAGCUCGGCGUCGACCACGCGCACGCGCAUACCGAUUCGAAGGUCUCGGAUGCGGUGCACAAGGAUUUAGUCGCUGUGGGGAAGAAAGCUGGUCUGACAGGGUUAGAAAUGGUUGUUGGUGUUGUGCUGGUCGAGGAUGAAUGGACGCCCACGAGUGGUCUCGUCACGGCAACGCAGAAGGUAAACCGGAGGGCUUUAAGAACCCACUACAAGAAGCAAAUCGAGGAAUGCUUUAAACGGACGGGCUAGCCGGCCGGUCCUAUUUCACUCGAUGUACCUACGUAACCUAGCGCAACAGACGCUUCUCUACGGUGCGGGUAUGGGUGUUUAAGUUGGUUUCGGCUUCGGAUACUGGCUCGGACGAAUUUGAAACUGGGUCACUGUAUAGUAAUGUCAUGGCGUGUCGCUGUCUACUUAACGGUAGUUGAUGUUGGGGAUGAUAGUAUAAUAUUAUUACUCGGGAUUGUUUUCAUGGCUAGAUUUAUAAAUACAUUGAUGUCAAUAUUGCUCUGACUUGGU